UAUCCUAAAGGUCGUGGCCGCAGUAACUGCACAUGAAAUGGCUGACGUAACGACAAUGCUGGUGGACUUCAGUGCGUAUAAUUUACAAAGGGAUUCGCCAGAUUCGAAUUGUUUUCAGAAGCUCGUAGACGAUGUAUAUCUUGCUUUGACCACCACAGGAUUUCUUUACCUAACAAAUCACGGAAUCCCCCCCGAUGUAAUUAAUAAUGCUUUCCAGCAGUCAAUGGCAUUUUUCGCAUUACAAGAUGAAAUUAAAAUGAAGUAUACAAAAUCUGAUCACAGUAACCAAGGUUAUGUGCAAACAGAAAGAGAAUCAUUAAAUCCAGAGAAAAGACCCGGAGAUUACAAGGAAUUUUACAAUUAUGUUCCAAAAAUCUAUGCUUCUGAAACAGAGGAUCAUUUAUUACCAGACAUUGAAUUGCCUGAAUUUAAAUCAUCCAUGUCAUGUUUGUAUCAUAAAUGCAGUGAACUCGGAAAUCGAAUCUUGGAAGUCAUGGCUCGAGCAUUAAAACUUGAAGAUCCUCUAUUAUUUGUUAAAGCACAUCAAGGCAUUGGUGGUUCAGACAAUGAUACGACAAUAAGAGCAAACUGGUACCCACCCAUCUCGGACAAUGUCCAAAUCAAACCUAACCAGAUACGAUGUGGAGAACACUCAGAUUAUGGGUCUAUAACGCUUUUAUUCCAAGAUAACAUUGAGGGACUUCAGGUUCAAUGUCAAGAUGGCAGUUUUGUUGAUGUUCCACCUAUAGAGGGCAGUAUAGUUAUGAAUGUAGCAGACAUUAUGCAAAGAUGGACAGCUGAUAAAUUCAUUUCUACUAUCCAUCGAGUUAUAAUGCCAAAGACAGAAGAGUUGAAGCGAUCACAUCGCCAAUCUCUGGCCUACUUCUCACAUCCGGAUAAUUCAUUUGUUGUCAAGUGUGUUGAUGGUAGUGACAAGUAUCCACCAAUCACAAAUGAUGUUUACCUUAAACAGAGAUUUAACGCAACAUACAAGUAUUGAUGUCUGUAUAACAGUUGACCAUAUUUGGGCAUCCUUGAAUAAUUUCUGUCACUGUUGACUAUAUUUAGGCAUCCAUAAAUAAUUUCUGUAAUCUUUGUCCAUAUUUAGGUAUCCAUGAAUAAUUUCUGUAACUGUUGUCCAUAUUUGGCUUCCAUGAAUAUUUUCUGUAAUUUUGCCAAUAUUUAGGCAUCCAUGAAUAAUUUAUGUAAUUUUUGACCAUAUUUGGGCAUCCAUGAAUAAUUUCUGGAACUGUUGACCAUUUUUGGGGUAUCCAUGAAUAAUUUCUGUAACUGUUGUCCAUAUUUGGCUUCCAUGAAUAUUUUCUGUAAUUUUGACUAUAUUUAGGCAUUCAUGAAUAAUUUAUUUAACUGUAUUGACUAUAUUUGACUACAUUAUGAUAAAUGUUUUGGAUUUCCCCUAAGAACCUCAUUUUAUAAGGUUCAAUGAUAAUUCAAGGCAUGUGACAAUGGAUGUUAAUAUACCAGUACUUCAACAAACAAGUUGGACACAAAACCAUUACCCCCAAAAAAUUACAAAUCAACAUGCAUGUAUUUAUUAGCACUCAGAAGAAGAUGCAAAUUAUGUUUAACCUCAAAUUUCAUUCUCACAGAAUCCCUACCAUGGGGUUUACAAGAAGAUAAUAAACUCACCUCAGCAAGAAAAAACUAUUCGAUGUAUUUUCCAUAUUAUAUAAUACAAUAUUUUACUAUAUCAAAUAAAUAUUACAUAUUAUUAUACAUCU
Molecule: messenger RNA, 1742 nt
Organism: Saccoglossus kowalevskii
Lineage: Eukaryota; Metazoa; Hemichordata; Enteropneusta; Harrimaniidae
Source: RefSeq, a predicted model, not a curated record